Syngnathus acus (greater pipefish) is the source of this 1831-nucleotide messenger RNA. It is a transcript of the gene selenoj, whose product is annotated as selenoprotein J. NCBI's taxonomy places the organism in Eukaryota, Metazoa, Chordata, Actinopteri, Syngnathiformes, Syngnathidae. The transcript has 10 exons. The record is from RefSeq and is a predicted model, not a curated record.
ACCCGGAAACGGAGGAAAACAUAUGAGUCUUCCGUGCUGCAUUCCUGCCCUGCAUAUUUGUGUUGUUGAUUCGGAUCUACGCAGUUUGUGUUCACACCUGAAGCGAACCGCCGUUUCUUUAAUCCGCACCAGGAUUCGUUUGCGUGUAUUCACACCUGCACAAAAGCAGAUGGCCAUGAGUGUGCAAAGCAGAGCCCUUGGGGCCGUUAUAGGGGCCGCUGUAGCAGAUGCAGCAGCCCAGCCCAUGCACUGGAUUUACAAUCUAGACAGACUCCGAGAAGUUCUCGCUGACCUGGAACCCACACCAGAGUUUCGUGCCGACUCUGCAAAUCCUUUUUACCGCAGGAAGACGGGCGAGCAGACGUGCUAUGGAGACCAAGCUUACGUCCUGUUGGAAUCAUUGAGUCAGUGUGGAGGUAUCAACGUGGAGGAUUUGACUCAGCGUUUCUACAAAUUCUUUGGCCCGGAGACAAUGUAUGACCUGCCAGUCAAUGACCCUUACCGCAAGCAAGGAGGCCCCAAAGCUGUCCUUCCGAUUGAUGGUCCAUGGAGGCAUGCGAGCAUCAAAGUUUUCUUAAAAAAUGUGGAUUCCGGCAAAGAAGAAACUGGCUGUGACAAGGACUGCCAAAUGGACGGCAUUACCAAGCUAGCCCCAGUGGUAGCUUUUUAUGCCGGCCGACCUGAAAUGCUGGACCAAGUGGAAAAAGUUACACGGGUGACCCAAAAUAACGACCUAUGUGUGGCUGUGACAUUGGCUGCGGCUCGGUUUUUGGAACAUUUUCUUCUGAAUGGUCCAAGUUCCAAAGCUCUGGAAGCAGUUUUGGCUCAGUUGAAUGAUCCACAAAGACAAAAUCCUCAAGAGCUUGAUAAUGCAAUCAUCGCACAUCUCAACGAGGUGAAGAAAAACCUGGCCAAGCCGACCCAGCAGCUCAUACCCGCUCUCUUCACAAACACAUGAGCUUUGCCCGGUGCGUUCCAAGGAGCGCUACAUGGAGUCCUGACAUCCAGUCGAUUGGAUGAAGCCGUCAGGGACACCAUGCGCUGCGGGGGAUGCACCGCCAGCCGAGCUUCCUUCAUCGGAGCCUGCUUCGGGGCACAGACUGGCCUCCGAGGAAUCCCCGAGUCCUGGAAGACAAGAACGCUCAGAUAUCCUCGACUGCUGGAGCUAGUUGAAAAGAUGUUUCAAAAAUCUGCUUAAAUUGAAGUUGCGGGCUUUUCAGUGCUUGUUACUUUCCUUCAGUUGCAGAUGUGUUUUGAAAUGACAGUUCGUGACGGUCUCGAUUCAAAAGUCUACGACUGAAUGAGACUUGAAUUUGUUUGUCGUGUCAAAAAAAAAACAUCAGUUGCUGAUAAAGGAUAGUGUUACUUGCAUGUGCGUGAUGUUUUAAUUGAAGUUCCCAUGAUGGAUAGUUGAGGUUUCUUAACGUCUGGAAACUUUUUUUUUUUUUUUUUUUUUUUUUUUUGCUGAAGUGAAGAAUUCAUUUGGUUUUCGUCUUCCCACUCCACGGAGCAUGUUUGGUUAUUGAGAAGUGAAAGAGCAGAUUUACUACUGGAACAACGUGAGACUGAAAAUAAUGCUUCCCUCAAAGGAGCUGUUCUGCCUUCUGAAAAGUGCUGACAUUUAUUUUCAUUUAAAGCACUUACCACAACAAGUCUGAAGUUGAGAACAGCUCGAUAACUUUUACAUUACAGAUGUAAAAUAAUAUACAGAUAUAUAACAACCGGUUCAUCUUUUCCCAGAGUGAAAAUAUUUUCACUAUAAAAAUGUCGAAGCGUGGUUUCAGAAUAUCACAUGAAUGAAGCUGAUGAUGAAUAAAUUUCCACAACAUUG